UGCAAGGGGCCGUCAGGAAACUAGUCGUGGGCAACGUGCUGUCAGACGUACCCAUGGAGAAGGGUCUUGGGCACCGGGUGCCAUGUUCAUCGGGCCGCCCAAUCGUACCAGCCACGGCGCAUAUAUGCAUCUGCAACGCACUCACCAGGGGAUUUGGAGAACGCCGAAGAGAGAGCAGCUAGUGGCAUGAAUAGUGCACCAUUCGUAAGCGGCUGUGGACACCGGACUGCUGAGAGUCAACACCGUUUCCCCCAUCACAUCACAAAGCCCAAUAUAUGCGCGACUGGACCUUCGGGCCUGUCUAGCUCCGACCGGGACGCUCUUCAGCUGUACCGUCUCCCGUAUCGCGGUUGUCGACCGGCGAAGACGUUAUAGCGCAGACGAACGAGAUGCUUGUGCCGUCGGUAGGAGCGUGCAUCCGAGUGUACGGGUCGAUGAUGAAAACUCCCGUGCCAUCGAUAUCCUGGCCUGUCCACCACACAUUGAGCGGGAAUGAGGAUCAAGGGAGAAUCGAUGAGUGCGAGGCCACAUGUGCGUCGUAUCGUCGUUUAGGUUUGAGAUAUUCGUCCUUGCACAGCAUGCUAUUGAUUCGGACGACGCCCUGAUACUUUCCUGCUACAUCGUGGUGACGGGAUUUCCGACAGAAUUGUACAAGUGGUCUGUCCUCCAGAGCUAGUCCGGUCGGCCGGGCAGGUCCUAUCGUGGAGCCUUGUCGACAGCGCGACGGUGGACAGGUCACAUCAGCCAAGCUACAGCGAGGGCGUGCGAUGGUAGCCUGUGUCACUUUCCGCAUACUGUGGUGAAUAGGAUAUGGGCCGGUCGAGUUCGUUGCGUCGGAGCAUAGUGAUGGAAUGGAGGAGCACGUUUCGCCUCAAAACGGAUCUUCUGAAUCUAGGUCCAUCUCUCGACGAGAUAGGGGCGGGGUGGAUGGGUGCCUAGAGGCUGAUAGACGCAUCGAGGUCGUCGAUAUAUCUUCCCUCCACCUUUUAUUGGGACGACUUUCCUGGACUGCGAAGGAGAAUGUUCUCGAAAGCCACUGCUCACGGCUCUGGAGUCUGGAAAUAGCUUUGGCCUAUCCGGCCACUCCGAUGAGAGGUAUACGUCAUGUCGGCAUUGUACAUGAUGGCCAGAUAAGCAUCUACAAGCCUAAUUAGGCGAGGGAGAUCCGCAGAUCUCGGGGGUUUUGUCCCAGCUGUCACGCUGAACUGCGGAUCGCAUGGAUUUUCGCCUAUUGUUGCGAUUCAUCGGGGACGCCGCCAUGAUGACCGAGGCCGGGUUAACAGCCAGCAUACGAAGUGAAAAAUCGCUAUAGCCGCUUGACCGUUGCGGAAAAUUUUAUCUCUUAUUGCUUGGACUUGUUCAAGAUUCCGUACUUGAUUGAGUUAUCAGAAAUUGAACCAUGUUCGCGAGAAUAGAG
Molecule: messenger RNA, 1417 nt
Organism: Mycena citricolor
Lineage: Eukaryota; Fungi; Basidiomycota; Agaricomycetes; Agaricales; Mycenaceae
Source: the annotation of a GenBank genome assembly